UCCUCCUCCCUCCCUAGUACCCACUCCACACAGAGACCUCCCCGCUCUCAUCUCAUCCUGUCUCACACAGAAGAGAAGGAACGAGAAAAAUGCCGCGCCACCUGCUGCAGCAGUCCGUCGACCACCUCGCCGCGCUGGCCGCGCCUCCGGCGGCCGCCAUGGCGCGCGGCGGGACGAGCGUGCACACGGAGACGCUGCUCAUCCUGGCGGCGGUGCUCUGCUUCCUGCUCUGCGUGGUCGGGCUGGCCAUGGUCGCGCGCUGCUCCCGCCUGUGCAACCCCUCCGCUUUCUCGGUUGACGCGCCGGGGGCAGUCGCGGCGCCGGGCAAGGGGAUCAAGAAGAAGGCGCUACAAGCGCUGCCAACCGUGUCCUGGCGGCCAGAGCAGAGCAAGGAGGUAGACGACGAGGAGGGGGAGCGGCCGGAGUGCGUCAUCUGCCUGGCGGAGUUCGCGCGCGGCGACGAGGUGCGCGUGCUCCCGACGUGCGGCCACGGCUUCCACGCCGCCUGCGUCGACGUCUGGCUACUGUCCAACUCCACCUGCCCCUCCUGCCGGCGCGCUCUCGUCGUCGCGGCCGCCCAAUCGCCGGCAGCCACCGAGUCUCCCACUCCUCAAACGUGCUGUGAGCGCGCCGACGCCGUCGCGGCUGCGCAGGCCACGGUCGCCGGCCGCUGUCGUUCGUCGGCACAGUAGCCAGCCCACCUCUCACGUUUGCUAGUACUCCAGUAAGCUCGCAACGUAAAUAUACGACAUAUGCAUGUAUAUAUGGUCGCUCACGUACAUACGUACUACAAAGUGCAAACUGUACAGCGUGCGAGGAUGCAUCACUUGGCUGUAACAUUUCGUGGAUGUGUAAAUACUUGUACAUCACCUUCUUCAGUUAAUUUAGAGGUUUUUUACGGUCUAACAAAUGCCGGUUA
Triticum dicoccoides is the source of this 919-nucleotide messenger RNA. RefSeq names its product RING-H2 finger protein ATL8-like. Bases 90 to 692 code for a protein of 200 amino acids. The transcript has a single exon. Lineage: Eukaryota; Viridiplantae; Streptophyta; Magnoliopsida; Poales; Poaceae. The record is from RefSeq and is a predicted model, not a curated record.